GAUUUCCUACAAAUUGCAUUUUCCUUAUUAAUCAUUAUGCGGGAGUAUAAAAUAGUUGUUCUUGGAUCUGGUGGUGUAGGUAAAUCUGCUCUUACAGUACAGUUUGUGCAAGGAAUUUUUGUAGAAAAAUAUGAUCCAACCAUUGAAGACUCGUAUAGAAAGCAGGUGGAGGUGGAUGGGCAGCAGUGCAUGUUAGAGAUUCUUGAUACUGCCGGGACUGAGCAAUUCACUGCCAUGCGAGAUCUUUACAUGAAGAAUGGCCAAGGCUUUGUGCUGGUCUACAGCAUCACUGCCCAGAGCACCUUCAAUGACCUCUCAGAUCUCCGUGAACAGAUCCUCAGAGUCAAGGACACGGACGAUGUGCCCAUGAUUUUGGUUGGCAACAAAUGUGAUCUGGAGGACGAGCGCGUGGUGGGCAAAGAUCAGGGACUGAACCUUGCCAAAAACUUCAUGUGUGCCUUCCUUGAGUCCUCUGCUAAAGCCAAGAUCAAUGUCAACGAGAUAUUUUAUGACCUCGUGCGUCAAAUCAACAGGAAAAGUCCUGACAAGAUUAAAAAUGGUAGACCUGGCCGGAAAACAAAGUGCGUUCUCUUAUAAAUUUCUUGGGUGGUUCGCAGGUCCGCAAUAUCUGUUGACGACAUAUGAGAGUGGCAUGGGCGCAACAGUAGAGCCCAUUUAAUUAUUUCAUUACUUCAUCAUUCUUGCGUUCAUGAUCUUGUGUCUACAUAUAAUGCAGAUGAAUAACUAUUUCUGUACCUUGGUGCCGAAAGUCCUUCAAUUUCAAGUCCUAAAUCUGUCAGGUCUGAAGAUUGUACGAACUUAAAUUCCAUAAUAUAUUAAUAAACUGAGCAUCAGGUAUUGAUAAUGAUAAAAUGACUUGCAUUUGUAUCUUUCCUGAAGGAUAUUCAUGUCCUGAUUUUCUUAAUGAUACAAUAGAGUAAAUACUGCCCAGUAAUGAGUGAAACUCUGCAGGUGGUCUAUAGCUCUGUAAAGCUCUUCUCAAGUGUCAUGAAUAAUUAUCUAAUACUAAUUACUAAGAAUCACAAAAAUUCUUGGUAAUGUGAUUUCAAGUGGAUUAAUGGUGAAUUGAUACAUAAUUUUGUCCAAAGCACUGCCUGAUACAGCGUUAAUCUUACGUAAAUAAACUAUGAUAUAUUAGUCUCACUGAGAUAAUUAUAUUUGUAACUAACGAACUUCAGUAUAAACAGUGUUGAUCAACGCAUCUAUAGGUUAUAUCUUCUAGUUUUUUUCCUUUCUUUUCAAGCUUAUAAACUUGGUAAUUCCGGUUAUUUUACUUGUAGUGCUUAUGUAUGUCAACUGAAUGUUUCUGUAUGGGCAUUUCAUCCCUUCUCUACUCUGUAAUGAUCUUUCUAUAACCCAAGUUUCGUUGGUACAUUAGGUAUGGUUUCCUUUAUUGAACUUCUGAAUCAGACUGGAAUGUCAUAGCCUUGUUGUCUUGCUGUCUUAUCUCGGGAAUCUCAUAAUGAGUGCUGUUGGCCGCUCACAUUUGCCUCGAAUGAAAGCAAUGCCGGACGAAAUGACCAGCGUUUACCUCAGUUGCCAAAGUUGAAUUUGAAAUUGCGUACUACAUAAUUAUUAUUAUUAUUAGUGGUUAGAGGGCAUGAGUGCGUCUUUUGAACUGAUGCUGGUGCAUGCGUACUUCAAAAGGUCAUAUUCACGUGGAGGAUAGACUGCCAUAGAUUCAUCCUAAUUUCUGUCCUGUGUUUGGAGUGAAAGGCGAUUCUGGAAGUUCUACCGUAUUUUCACUGCACUCUCGUGUGAGCUCAAGCUCAUGAAAAUUGGCCUUUAUUUUUAGAGUCCACUUGAUAAAGAUUGGGAUAUAUGUAGAUGCAGCUUCAAUAAUAUCGAAAUUCAUCUAAACUGUCUCUUAUGUCACCUAUCAAAAAUUUUUGUUUGCUAACUUUCACAUUAUUAUAUUCCCGGACCUGUUCUUUAUUGUUUCUUACACGUCUCAUUUUUUUUAUCGCAACGCAGCACAUCAUUAAGUUUACAUUUAAAAUGCCAGAAAAUGACAAGCAAAUUAACUAUUAUUUCAUUGAUAAGUUUCUGAGUCCAGCCCCAUCCCUUCAACAAUAAUAGUACAAUCGACAGAAAGAUGAAACUUGUGAUGAAUUUGCUUUGCAUUUACUUAGUUAAAUUCGUAGUUAAUUUGCGAUGAAAGUAAAUUAAUUGUAUAAAUACUUGAUUUCACCUAAUAUACAUUGCCUUGUAUUUGACGUCCCUGUGUGUGAUGGUUUUGUUAUUAUUGUCUGGUAAUCUAUCGAUUUUAUUUGUGCUUGCCGUCGCUUUUGUCGCACAAAUACAAGCAUUCUAGAUUUGUUCCUUUUAAUUCAUGCUUUUUAAAUCAGAAGCUGCUCUGUGCAAUAGAAAUUGAAUUCGUUGCUGCUUCCCCAUUUCGAAUUUAUUGAUUAAUGUUGCCCAGAUUUGCGUUUAUGAGUGAAGUUUGCUUUCUUUAUAUUUAAAAACAUCUUCAAGAGUCCUUAUGAUUGUAGCUAAUUUUAUUGCUGCUGUCUGACAAUUUUCUCGUGUUUGUUUUAGUUGUCCAAAAUAUUUCUCUCAGUGGAAACUUCCCUUUAGAAUCCCUGCCCUUUUCUAAAGUCAUUCCAUGCUUAGCGAAUGUAAUCUUUCAUUUCCAAACUCAUACUGCUGCGUGCAUCUGAUAAACUAAAACUGGAAACACAUAUAGACCCGCGCUUUUCUCUACUAUUGUGCACAUCAUAAGGAUUCAAGUCAGCAGGUUCGCCUCUACAGGAUGUCAUAUAGAGCUCUUACAUUUGUCGAGAGACGUGUAUGCAUGCAACUCAUUGCUUACUUUGCCUUGUUUUUAAAUGACAACUCGGCUAGGGAUGCACCGCCUGCAUGGCUCUUCCUUAGCAUGUCAAGUUUAUUAAAUUAAUACUGCUCUUCCGCUGCUUUCUAUGUGGAUUACUAAGGAUUUAGUUUCGUGCACGUCAAAGAAUGCCUCUGACAUUUUUACUCGUCGGAAGACCUAUUGGUUCGCUUUCCUAGAGGCUUCCUGAGCGCUUCGUCUCGGUCAUAAGAUCAGGUUAUUACGAUGAAAGAAUCCCUCGGUCAUAUUUCCUCAAACGAUAGUAAGAGUGUUUUGCUGAACUUCACUUAUUUUCGGCGUCCAUUCGAUAAUACUAACGCUGCCUCCUGUUCGUUGUGUGUCGCCGGUCAUGCCAGACCAUCCGCCCCGCGUUGUUCAUGAAUGAAAUGAUCUAGACCUUCCACCUUGUUGGUGUUCUUCGUGACCAGUGCAAGAUAAGGACAUAGAAAAGUAACCAAUUCACCUCACUGCUACUUCUGUUGUGAGUGGCAGUAGCUAUGACUCGUCUACCGUUAACAGCCGAAUUUAUUUUUUUGUGAACUAAGUCUUUCCAUAAAAUUUUGCCUUGUUGCUCUAUUUUUCGAGUACGGACUCUGCCUGGCACACCAUGAUUGUGGAUUUGUACCGAGUUGAAUGAAAUUGCGAUUAAAGGAAUGGCGAGCACGCUUGUGUAGCGUGGUGCCAUUGAGUUUUUUUUUUUUCAAAAUACGCUCUUAUUAAAUUGUAUUCGCCGGCACGCUCGUCACACUGAGGUCACAUUCUUCGUUCCUACGUAAAUAAUUCCAUCUUUAUGUGUGUAAUUUAUUACUGUGCAGAGUUGUUGCUUGGCGAUGUCACAUACUGAAUCCUGUUAUUUUUUCACAUUUUCUUCAUAAAACUCUCCUUUUGUGGUGCGUUGAAUGUGCGUGAUUGAUGUAAUGACUACGAUGCGCUGCCAUUCAGCGUCGCGAUAUAUUUGAAAAUUGAUUACCUGUCGAUACACUAUUACGUGCGACCUAUUAGAUCGCUCUUAGUAUUGGAGAGCAAUCGGCGCUUCCUUAUGAACAUUUUUCAAGCCUAUAAACUGCCCACUAUGAAAUUAACACCAGUUUCAAAACUCUGUUCUUGCUCCGUUCGGAACCCAAAAUUUAAACAAACUAAGAAUUAAGCUUUUCUUAGCUGCUUUUCAGAUUGAACUCUCUUAUAGGAUAAUGUGAAGGUUUAGAUAUUCUAUUAUCAUAACUACAUGUACAGAUGUGGGAGCGUAAGAUAUUGCUUGACUUUUUGUCUGCUUUCCUCGAAAUUGAGCUUAUACUUGUUUGUGUAAACAGAAUAAUGGAUAUAUACCUAAUACGUUGUU
Molecule: messenger RNA, 4190 nt
Organism: Hyalella azteca
Lineage: Eukaryota; Metazoa; Arthropoda; Malacostraca; Amphipoda; Hyalellidae
Gene: Rap1
Product: ras-related protein Rap-1b
Exons: 3
Coding region: 37-597 (186 amino acids)
Biological process (GO): Rap protein signal transduction
Cellular component (GO): plasma membrane
Molecular function (GO): GTP binding; GDP binding; GTPase activity
Source: RefSeq, a predicted model, not a curated record